CGAAGCCCUGAGAGAGCGUUAGUUGGCAACUUUGUUUACGUGUGAGCGAGGACCACGUGGGAGAUGUAUAAACAAUCGAUUUUUCCAGAUAAAUCUGAGUCCAUGCCGCCUCCGGGACGCCGCCUGAAGGAAGAAAAAUUAUUUUUUAAUGAGUUGAAAAGAGGUGUGGUACCUAGAAAAGAUUCUUGGAAUUCUAAACUUAAAGCAAUAUUAAAGAGAAUAAAAAGAAGUACUAUAAUUCAAGAAAAUAUAUCCAGAAAAUUGAAAGAAUCUAAGAAACAGGCCGACAAAAGAGCACAUCAUAAUGCUCUGGAGAGAAAAAGACGGGAUCAUAUCAAAGACAGCUUCUCCAAUCUGCGAGAUUCUUUGCCAGCUUUUCAGGGUGAUAAAGUGAGGGCAUCCCGAGCUCAAAUUUUAAAAAAAGCUGCUGAUUAUAUUCAGUCAAUGCGCCGAAAAAAUCUCUCCCACCAACAAGAUAUUGAUGACUUGAAAAAGCAAAAUAAAAUCCUAGAAGAACAAAUAAAAGCACUUGAAAAGGCCAAGACUACUGGUAAUUAUGUAGCUGCUGCAAGUAUCUUAGAUUCACACAUAAAUAACAAGGCAACAAUGAAUGCUUAUGAAAAUGAUUCUGAAUCUGAUGCAAGCUCUGAUACUGAUGGUUCUAAGGAUAGUAGACGAAAAAAAUUCAAGUCAAGUCUGGAGAAUACUUUGCGGGCAUGAAAAAAUGUUUCCCAAAAUGAUCAGUGGUUAGCCAAUUUCCCAGGAAACGUCCACUUUCAAGAAGGUUCAAGAAGGCUAUUGUACAUAAACUAUCUUAUGUAUAUAGGACUCCAAAGGAUCUCAAAAUAUGUGAUAGUCAUCGUAAGUUUUUCAAACCCUCAAAAUCAAAUGUUCUAAAAGUGUAAGAUAAGUAUUUAACUGCAAUAUUUUAUUUUGAUGCUUUUAUUUAAACUACAAAAUAGUUUCUUUUGUUUCCUACAAAUUAUAAAUGUAUGUAGUUCAUUGUUUUUCUGAAAAGCUUGCUACGUUUUGGUAGUAAAUAGGUUACAAUAAUCUUUUGAGUUUUUGUAUUUGAAGGGAGGGGGUAUUCGCUUUAUGAUGCAUUUAACCUCGGAAAUAUUCUUUUUUUUCCCCCUUUUAUUUAAAAUUAUUAAACCUUAAAAACUGCCAGAAAUACUAUUUCAAAAUUGAAAUUUUAACUAAGCAGUGUUUAAUUUCCCUUUCUCUCUUUGCUUUAAAUUUUAUUUGAAGUUACAUUUCUAUCACUCAAUGUGUCCAUUAAUUUUAUUAUAUAAAAUGGCUCUUAUGUUCUUUACAAAGUAAUUAAUAUGUAUCUUAAAAUUGCUAAUUUAUUUUCUAACUAAUAAUUAACCAUGAAUAACAAAGUACCAUUAAAACUCACAAUUAUUAAUUCAAUAAAAGCUAUGUCAUAUAAAUUGAAGGUAAAAUAGAGAAUUGUACAUUCCAUGCAUUGUGGACUCUAGUUCAUAUUGAAAAUUCAUAUUUUAACCAUGUGAGAAUUGAUAUGGGAGAUUGUACUUAUGGCACAUGAGUAUAUGUGUGAUAUGUAGUGCUUGAGAUUCUAAUAUGAUUUAUAAAAGUACUCUAUGACAUUAAUUAAUAAUGUUUAUAUAUGUGCUUUAAAUUUAUGGAGUUUUUGCCAGUAUUAAACUAGUCUUUGAUAAAUGAACCUCAAAUGUCCUUGUUGCCUCAGGUUCUUUAUAAAAAUUGCAAGAUAAAUUGUUUAAUAAAAUUCUGCAUUUUGUAGAAACAUAUUAUUUAGUUUCUUUAAUUUUUUUUUAUUUAAAUUUUUACAUUAUUGUGCCUGUGAAUUCUAUAUCAUGUUAAGAGCAAAUUUAAGAGAUUUUUUAAAUGCAUUAUGAAUUUUUCUAGUAUCUUGACACAUAAAAACAAAAUGAACAAAUAAUUCUCAUUUUCGACGUGAUCUACUCAAAACAUCCUUUACUUUUUAUGCAUUACAAAACUUUCAAAGUUUAAUGUGUUCUAAGUAACUCUCUAUUUAUUUUAAGACUUUUUUAAGGAUUUUUGAUGGAUGGUAAGACUAACUUCCAUCUUUUGUUUUUGAUGCCAGCAAUAUCUAUUGGUAACAGAGGAAAGAGAAGCAUUCCCUUUAAUAUUAUUUCAAAUAGCAUUCCUUCCUCUUCUCCUACAGUGCUAUUUGGUUGAAUUUUAUGAAUAACUGACAUGAGUUUUAAGUUUUUAUUGGCAAUUUUGUUGAUGAGUUUAUUAUUUGAAAUUUAUAUUACUUAAUUGUGAACAAGAGCUAUCGGAUAUUAUGUCUCGGCAAUGUAGAAUUCCGACGAAACUUUUUUUUCCCCCCGAGUUUGAAUAAGUUAGCUUUAUUAAUAUAUAUUUUCUUUUCUUUCUUUUUAUUACAAACAUUCUAUGUAAGUUUCAUUGACAUUUUUUUUUAUUUUAUUUUGGAAAUGUAUGUUUUCUUCAGUUAAGAAAGGAGGGAAAUAAGUUAUAUAAAUUUGAAAAUAUUUAUUUCAUAAAGUAGAUUGGUUAUAUCAGGCUUUUUAUUUUCUGGAAUAACUUUUAAAAUUGGAUUUUUUUUUAAGUUUUUUUUUGGGGGGUGGGGGUGGGAAAACCUUUAUAAACGAAUCCGCUCCCAAUGAGAUUUUUUUUUUGUUAAUUAUUUGUUAUGUUAUAAAAUUCAAAUUUACCAUGACUGCUACUCAAUUAUUUAUCCAAUAUUUGUACUAAGUCAUUAUAUAUAAUGCUCAUAUUCAUUGUUUACAUUUUCGUUUUGAAUUGAAAUGUAAAUAUUUUGCUAAAUUAUGAUUUUAUUAAAUGAUUUAUUGAAUGUA
Argiope bruennichi is the source of this 2831-nucleotide messenger RNA. RefSeq names its product protein max-like. The record is from RefSeq and is a predicted model, not a curated record. Gene Ontology annotation, biological process: positive regulation of transcription by RNA polymerase II. The coding region runs from base 64 to 720 and encodes 218 amino acids. Gene Ontology annotation, molecular function: DNA-binding transcription factor activity; protein dimerization activity. NCBI's taxonomy places the organism in Eukaryota, Metazoa, Arthropoda, Arachnida, Araneae, Araneidae. The transcript has 6 exons. Gene Ontology annotation, cellular component: RNA polymerase II transcription regulator complex.